AUGUCUCAUUUCUACACUGAACAGACUGUCACUCUCACAUGUGACGUACAGGGGACAGAAGAGACAGACUGGACAUACAGAUUUCACUGUGAUGGUGUUUAUAGUGUUUAUCAAGACUCUUAUGAGAAAGAGUUCAAGUUUACUGCAAGUUACAGCAGAAGAUGCGUUUGUUCCGCUAGAAGAAUAUCUACACAAAUCUUCACUUCCUGGAGUAAUGAAGUGUCAUUUCGUGUCAUCGAUAAACCUGUUCUGACUGUAAAUCCUGAAACAUCACCGAUAUUCAGAGGAGAGACUGUCACUCUCACAUGUGACGUACAGGGGACAGAAGAGACAGACUGGACAUACAGAUUUCAGUGUGAUGGUUAUGAUGUUCAAGACUCUAAUGAGAAAGAGUUCAAGUUUACUGCAAGUUACAGCAGAUACAGCGGAUACAGUAAAUGCAGGUGUUACGCUACAAGAACAUCUACACAAAUCGACACUGACUGGAGUAAUGAAGUGUCAUUUACUGUCAUCGAGAGACCAAAACCUGAAGUGCGUGUAAAUCCAGAUCAUCAUGUGUUCAGAGGAGAGACAGUCACUCUCACAUGUGACAUACAGACACAAACACACACUGAGUGGAGAUACAGCUGGAUUAAAGAUGAUUCAGUCAAUCCAGUCAACUCUGAAUCCAGUGAUGCUGCAGGAACUAAAACAAUCAGAUCAGUGAAAGUCUCUGAUGGAGGACAGUACAGAUGCAGAGCACAAAGAGGAAACUACGACACACAGUUCAGUAACACAGUUCAAGUAACAGUUGAAGACUCAAAGCUCAAUCCUGAACUCACAUCAGAUACUGCAGGAGCUGCACUGACAGGAAACACGGUGACUCUGAUCUGUCACAUGACUCAGACCGCUGGAUGGGACUUUUACUGGUACAAACACACACAGAACUCUGAGAAAAACAAGACAGAAACAAACUCCUACAGAGUCCAUAUUGAUUCAGUGUCUGAUGGAGGUCAGUACUGGUGUAGAGCUGGAAGAGGAGAACCAGUUUACUACACAAACUACAGUGAUGCAUUGUGGGUCAGUGUCACAGUGUCAGCAGAUCAGAUUUGUGUCUUACACACUCUCAGUUCUCUUCUGGCAGUUUGUCCAUAUCUGAUGGCGACAGUCGUGCUGGUGUUCAAAUGCUACAGAGCUGAGAGUUUCAUCUGUUGA
Xyrauchen texanus (razorback sucker) is the source of this 1194-nucleotide messenger RNA. RefSeq names its product Fc receptor-like protein 5. NCBI's taxonomy places the organism in Eukaryota, Metazoa, Chordata, Actinopteri, Cypriniformes, Catostomidae. Gene Ontology annotation, molecular function: transmembrane signaling receptor activity. The transcript has 7 exons. The record is from RefSeq and is a predicted model, not a curated record. The coding region runs from base 1 to 1194 and encodes 397 amino acids. Gene Ontology annotation, biological process: cell surface receptor signaling pathway.